GAGAACUCAACUGGUUUCCUGUUGCAAGUGCUCAGGCCGCAGACACCAGCCCCGAAACGUAGUUGCAGAAUUCAUGUUGCCCUGUGCAAGCAAAUCUUCAGAACAUGCUGUUACCUGCAGUUACAGCAGCAAAGCUAGAGCCAGGAACCUUGGGUGGGAUCCAUCCAUACAGCAAGUGUAGUAUUCUCCUUUCCCUGCUCAUAAUCACCUGCCCCCUCUACUCUUUCUCCGUCAUAGCUGGGAGGAGAUAAAGAAUUGUUGCAGGCAGCACCACCCAUGUUCCUGUCCUCUAUGUAGAAUUCAGGUGGGCACAUUACUGCUGAGCAGACACAGGAAACAAAGCAGGAGUGUGAGGGUCCCAGAAUGACCCACACAGCUGCAGUCGGCCCCGCUUCCUGGGAGCUGUGUGUUACCGUGGAUCAACAGAAUGAGGCCGAGAACCAAGACGUUAUAAUUAGAGUGUCUGGAGACCUGCAUAUUGGUGGAGUAAUAUUCAGGCUUGUAGAACAAAUAGGUGUUUCUAGGGACUGGUCAGACUAUGCUCUCUGGUGGGGACAGAAGAACUUCUGGUUGCUAAAGACUCACUGGACACUAGACAAAUAUGGAAUACAGGCCAACGCAAAGCUGUUCUUUACACCUCAGCACAAGCUUCUGCGCCUCAGGCUACCAAAUAUGAAAACUGUCAGACUAAAAGUCAAUUUUUCAGCGCUGGUCUUCAAAGCGGUUUUAGAAGUCUGCAGAACACUCAAUAUCAGACGACCAGAAGAGAUUUCAUUGUUGAAACCCCUGGAAGAUUCUGCGAAGAAGAAAAAGAAAAAAGAUGUAAAGGAAACUAUUUUGGAAGAAAUAAUAAACUUGGAAACACCACACGGAAAUUCCGGAUCAUUAGCUAGCCCUGGUUUAUAUAGCAAGACCAUGACGCCCAUGUACGACCCUGUCAAUGGCACUCCCGCCUCUGCCACAAUUACGUGGUUUACUGACAGUCCGCUAGCAGAGCAAAACUGCAACAUCUUAGCUCUCGCCCAGCCAAUCUCUUCUCCGGAAAUACUUAAUAAGAUGUAUCAGCCCCGGACAUUGGUUGAAAAGGCAAAGCUGAAUUCUGGAUGGUUGGACUCUUCUAGAUCUCUGAUGGAACAAGGCAUCCAAGAGGAUGACCUACUGUUGCUGAGGUUCAAGUACUACUGCUUUUUUGACCUGAAUCCAAAGUAUGACGCUGUCCGUAUUAACCAGCUGUUUGAACAAGCGCGGUGGGCUAUCCUUUUAGGAGAAAUUGACUGCACUGAGGAGGAGAUGUUAAUGUUUGCAGCACUGCAGUAUCACAUAAGCAAGUUAUCAAGAUCAUCGGAAACGUUUGAAUUAGCGGAAGAUGAGGAAACAGACGAAAUAGAAGCUGCUCUUUCUAACCUAGAAGUUGCCCUCGAAGGGGGGAAAUCCAACAAAAUACUGGAGGAUAUCACAGAUAUACCAAAACUGGCAGAUAACUUAAAGCUGUUUAGGCCUAAGAAGCUGACACUAAAAGCUUACAAGCAGUACUGGUUCGUGUUUAAAGAUACAUCAAUAUCUUAUUUUAAAAAUAAAGAUGCAGGUCACGGAGAGCCAAUCGAAAAGUUAAAUCUCAAAGGUUGUGAACUUGCACCAGACGUAAAUGUAUCACAGAAACGAUUUGGGAUCAAACUAUUAAUACCAUUUGCAGAAGGAAUGAAUGAAAUUUACUUAAGAUGUGAUAACGAAAGCCAGUAUGCCAAAUGGAUGGCUGCUUGUAUACUGGCAUCAAAAGGAAAGACAAUGGCGGAUAGCUCAUAUCGAUCUGAAGUACAGAACAUUCUCUCGUUUCUCCGGAUGAAGAACAGAAAUACUACAGCCCAAGUGCCUUCUGACAUUGAAAAUGUGGACAUAAAGCCUGAGUGUUUGGUGUCCCCAAAGUACACAAAGAAAUACAAAACAAAACAGUUGGCUUCCCGUAUUCUGGAGGCACAGCAGAACAUUUCCCAGAUGCCCCUCGUUGAAGCCAAAAUGAGGUUCAUCCAGGCAUGGCAAUCGCUCCCAGAGUUUGGCUUGGCCUACUAUAUUGUAAGAUUUAAGGAUAUAAAGAAAGAUGAACUACUUGGUGUAUCCUACAACAGACUUAUCAGGAUAGAUAUGGCAACCGGGGACCCUGUUACAACCUGGAGGUACUCCAACAUGAAACAGUGGAAUGUGAACUGGGAAAUACAGCAGGUCGCCAUUGAGUUUGACCCUAACAUUUCCGUCGCCUUCAUGUGUCAAAGUGCAAGCUGCAAAGUGGUUCAUGAAUAUAUUGGAGGGUAUAUCUUCCUCUCUACCCGAUCAAAAGACCAGAAUGAAACUUUGGAUGAAGAACUUUUCCAUAAACUAACUGGAGGCCAGGAAUGAGUGCCUGAAGAAUAAUUUACUCUUAUUUAUACAGAUAUUUUAUAUAUACAGCUUUCAUCAUAGGGGAAGCAAUUCUUACAUGCACAUCGGACUUCCUGUGUGACAGACUUCUAAAGAGAACUACAAAGAGCACAUUUAUAACCUCUUCGGCUGGUAACAUAACACCACGGCUUGUAGCCUGCUAGCCGCGGGUAUACAUAGAACUCCAAUGUUAUGGAGAGUUUUGUACGCGUUUCAUGACUUUUUAAUCAUUUGGCAAAGACUUAACUUUCAUUGAGACAAUGAAAUUCAAUAAACUCAGAUUUUAUACUA
Molecule: messenger RNA, 2703 nt
Organism: Pseudophryne corroboree (corroboree frog)
Lineage: Eukaryota; Metazoa; Chordata; Amphibia; Anura; Myobatrachidae
Gene: FERMT1
Product: FERM domain containing kindlin 1
Exons: 15
Coding region: 364-2391 (675 amino acids)
Biological process (GO): integrin-mediated signaling pathway; cell-matrix adhesion
Cellular component (GO): focal adhesion
Molecular function (GO): integrin binding
Source: RefSeq, a predicted model, not a curated record